AUGUGGCUGCUGAACGAAAGAGGACGAUACCCUCGCAAAAUACAGAAGCUUUUUGCUCCCAGGCUACCGUUCCAGUAUAAAAAACCGAUAGACUAUCCGCCUGAGCAGCGUCGAACCACUCCCAUUACACCAGUAUCGCUGUGGAAAUCAGAGAUCGACAAAUACAAGGCAGAACAUCCCCCGGUAGCGCCAAAAGAGCAAAUACAAAUUUCGAAAAAGAAACUUCACGAAGAGUCCCAAAGAAGACAGUUUACUGCUUGGGAAGAUACGGAGCUGUUUGAGCAGAAUGAGUUCCUCAAGGACCCCUACAAAACGGUGUUCGUAGCUCGUCUUCCGUACUCCAUGACAGAGCUCGACCUCCCCGCGAUGUUCAAUCGCUUUGGCGCUAUAGAAUCGAUCCGGGUGAUCAGAAAUUCAAAAACUGGCCAGUCGAGAGGGUACGGAUUCAUUGUGUUUGAGCGUGAACAAGACGCUAAGAAUUGCAUCAGGGAAUUGGCUCCGACAGGUCUUCCUGUUGACAACAGUGUAAGAGCAAGAAAGAUUUUGGUGGAUACGGAACGUGGCCGUUUAGUGAGAUCUUGGAAACCUAGGCGAUUGGGUGGUGGACUUGGGGGUCGUCAUUACACCUUGGUUACUGCUCCUCCAUCAAGGCAUGCAUCUGCUGCUGCCUCAGGGAGAAGAAUGAACCUUUCAACCAAUCCAUACCAGCAAAAUCAACAAUCUCCAGCUUUUGGUCGUUUCCACAAACGACCAGCUCCUGAUCGCUCCGCUCCCCCUGCAAAACGUCAUGCUCCCACUCCUAACUAUGGCUCUGCUUAUGGUGGCUCAUCUGCUAUACCUCCUGCAAGUGAUCGAACUCCACAAUCGAUUCGUGAUAAAUACGCAAAGUACCAAAGGACCAGCGACAGGCAAUCUCGAGAUUCAGCAGACUCUAAUAGAUCAAUACGAUCAAUACGACGGGGUGAAUAA
Molecule: messenger RNA, 969 nt
Organism: Candidozyma auris
Lineage: Eukaryota; Fungi; Ascomycota; Pichiomycetes; Serinales; Metschnikowiaceae
Product: U1 snRNP complex subunit
Exons: 1
Coding region: 1-969 (322 amino acids)
Biological process (GO): mRNA splicing, via spliceosome
Cellular component (GO): U2-type prespliceosome; U1 snRNP; precatalytic spliceosome
Molecular function (GO): U1 snRNA binding; mRNA binding
Source: RefSeq, a predicted model, not a curated record